Messenger RNA from Menidia menidia (Atlantic silverside), 2367 nucleotides. Lineage: Eukaryota; Metazoa; Chordata; Actinopteri; Atheriniformes; Atherinopsidae. The record is from the annotation of a GenBank genome assembly.
UGUUUUCCACGGCCCUAGCUGCUAGGGGUGUCUGUUUGGUGUUUGUUUUUGUCAUUUUAAAAGGGGCGAAAGAUAACAAAUUAACGAGGUUUUAACCCCGAGCCUGUCGCAUGAGGUUGCUGUGUGAGCCCCUCCCUGCCAUGAGAGCAGACCAUCAGGUCACCGCCCCCCCCUCCUUCUGCAGUUGAUGGAUCUGCAGCUGGUCCAGAGAUGACAGACAGCGUCAGGGCCUUCCUCCACAAUGUUGCGAUGGGGAUCAAGGACUCCAUACUGGGGAUUGGAACAAUCUCCAAGCUGGAUGCUCGAAUCCAGCAGAAAAGGGAAGAGCAGCGGAGGAGAAGGGCCAGCGGAGCCCUCGCACAGAGACGGGCACAGAGUGAAGAACGCAAACCAGACAAUGAGCCAAAAGUAGCCAGCAGGAUUUUUCAGUGCUGUGCCUGGAAUGGAGGAGUGUUCUGGCUCAGUCUGUUUCUCUUCUACCGGGUGUUCAUCCCACUGCUGCAGACUCUCACAGCGAAGAUCAUAGGUGACCCCUCCCUGCACGGCAGUGUGUGGUCCUGGUUAGAGUUCAUCUUGACCUCCGUCUUCAGCGCCCUCUGGGUCCUCCCCCUGUUUGUCCUCAGCAAGAUAGUCAACGCCAUCUGGUUCCAGGAUAUUGCUGACCUGGCCUUUGAGGUGUCUGGCUGCAAAGCUCAGCCGUUCCCCAGCGUCAGUAAGAUCAUCGCAGACAUGCUUUUUAACCUGCUCCUCCAGGCACUUUUUCUCAUCCAGGGUAUGAUUGUCAGCCUGUUUCCCAUCGAUGCAAUCGGGCAGAUGGUCAGUCUCCUCCACAUGUCUCUGCUCUACUCCCUGUACUGCUUUGAAUAUCGCUGGUUCAACCACGGCAUCGAAAUGCAUCAACGUCUGUCCAAUAUCGAGAGGAACUGGCCAUAUUACUUUGGCUUUGGUUUGCCCAUGGCUUUACUGACCGCUAUGCCCUCCUCUUACAUCAUCAGUGGCUGCUUGUUCUCCAUCCUCUUCCCUCUAUUUAUCAUCAGUGCGAAUGAGGCAAAGACACCGACAAAGCUGUACCACUUCCAGCUGCGCCUCUUCUCUCUGGUUGUGCUGAUCAGCAACAAGCUUUUCCACAAGACCGUUCACCUGCAGUCCUCGCUGACGUCCUCGGCCUCGUCGGAGAAGCUGUCCUCGCCCCACUCCUCCCUGAGCCGCCAGAGACUGCCGCCCAGCCAGUGACGGGCGACGGACACACGCUUUGCCUCGUGUGAAGAAGCGACUCUUCCAGAAGGAUGACCCUCAGAGAAGACAAACCACAUGUUUUUGUAUUGAUCUCUUGUCCUUGGGUUGUUAAUCUGCAUCACCUCAAAGACACAUCGUCACAAAAAAGGACUGACCCGUGCCUCACAACAUAUAAACGACGACACUUGUUUUCUUUUGAUUUUCUUUGAAUAUUUUUUCUUUCGUCUUUUUCUCUGUUUGUUUGUUGUUGUUUUUUUGUAUAAAGUGCCAUUUGAGUGACUCUUUUAACACGUUAGAGCACAAGAAAUCAAAUAGCUUCAAAUGUUUUGCGAGUUUUUCUUCCCUGUCAGCAUCCAAAAGCAAAGCACGAAGUCAUCUUUUUCCUGACAUUGCCGUCCUUCCUCACAGGUCAAAUGCUUUCUUGCACACGGACGCUGGUGUUGUAGUUACAGAAGCAAACUUGUAUAGCUAUAAAGGGAUUUUAUUUGUUUUCUGGUUCGAUUCCUAAACAGCUUGCACAGUUUUCAGCGAAAGUUUAGGAGCUGCUAAAAGAAAGUAUUAGCGACCUUUUGUUCUGGAAAUGAGAAAUCACGCACGUAUGCGACAGAACCGUGGCCUGGUGUCUCGUCCCGAAUUAAAACCCUCAUCAGAUGUCUCAUGUAGUUCACGUGGUGAUACCAGCACAUACAAAGCUGCCCGAGUGUGAUAGCUGAGGGUGAGAUUACACUGCCAAACAGCUUCUCUGCUUCUUGUUUGUUUCACUGUAAACCACUACAAUGCUCAGCUCUAACAAAGGAGGAGUCCUAUAGUUAACGCCUUUAAUGAGCAGGUGAUCGGCCUUAAUUCGCUAGACUUCCUCAUUCCCAAAGAGCUGAUUAUAAUAUAUCUGACCCCCAAAGAUCAAUUGAUGCAUUUCUUUUGUGCUGUACAUAAUUUUAAUAUCCCCUAAACUUUCAUUGAGAAAGACCUCCACCUCUGUUCUCUCACUAAUUGGAGCGACUUGCUGCUAAGAGAGCAAGGAUUUGGAAAUAUGUGCAACUGUUCUAAGGGGAGGCGAUGUUUGUGCAGAUUUGUGAGUGAGGUUUUGUAAAAGUAAUAUGUCUAAUUUCAAUAAAACUGGUCAGUAUUCAA